This is a messenger RNA of Malaclemys terrapin pileata, 1661 nucleotides long. RefSeq names its product aspartoacylase (gene ASPA). Gene Ontology annotation, molecular function: hydrolase activity, acting on carbon-nitrogen (but not peptide) bonds, in linear amides; hydrolase activity, acting on ester bonds. Lineage: Eukaryota; Metazoa; Chordata; Testudines; Emydidae. The record is from RefSeq and is a predicted model, not a curated record. The transcript has 6 exons. The coding region runs from base 154 to 1098 and encodes 314 amino acids.
AGACUUGUUAGAGAAAUGUUAAUACACAUCAGUUAACAUCUGGUCUAGACAGAUAAAAAAGUCAAACAUUUUCUGUCCUUUCUUAGGAACAAAUGUUUUACUUUGCUAUUAUUUUCUGUUUUGAUUGCAGCAACAUUAAAGCAGCUUAAUAGAAUGACUUCCUGUUAUGUUGUUCAUGAGGCUCCUGUACGAAGAGUUGCUAUCUUUGGAGGGACUCAUGGCAAUGAGUUAUCAGGGGUAUUUUUGGUCAAGCAUUGGCAAGAGAAUGGAGCUGAGAUUCAAAGAACAGGGCUGGAAGUGAGACCAUUUAUUACCAACCCAAGCGCUGUGAAGAAAUGUACUAGAUAUAUUGACUGUGACCUGAACCGAGUUUUUGACCCUGAUAAUCUUGGCAGGCAAAUCACAGAAGAUAUUCCAUAUGAAGUGAGAAGGGCUCAGGAAAUCAACCAUAUAUUUGGUCCAAAAGAUAGUAAUGAUGCCUAUGACCUUAUUUUUGACCUUCACAACACAACUUCUAACAUGGGUGGCACUCUCAUUCUUGAAAACUCCAGGAAUAACUUUACAAUCCAGAUGUUUCAUUAUAUUAAGAAUGCUUUGGCCCCAGAAUGCUGUCCUGUUUUCCUGACUGAACAUCCUAACUUGAAAUAUGCUACAAUUCGAUCUAUAGCAAAACACCCUGUUGGUGUGGAAGUUGGGCCUCAGCCCCAAGGAGUUCUUAGAGCUGACAUUUUGGACAAAAUGAGAAAGAUUAUCAAACAUGGCCUCGAUUUUGUGCACAUUUUUAAUGAAGGAAAGGAAUUUCCACCAUGUACAAUUGAAAUUUACAAAAUAAUGGAAAAAGUAGAUUAUCCCAGGAAUAAAAAUGGUGAAAUUACUGCUGUUAUUCACCCUAGCCUGCAGGAUCAAGACUGGCAGCCACUGAACAAUGGGGAGCCUAUAUUUUUAACUCUUGAUGGAGAGACCAUUAAUUAUGAAGGGGAUUCUACAGUAUACCCAACAUUUGUGAAUGAGGCUGCAUACUAUGAAAAGAAACAAGCUUUUGUAAAAACAGUCAAAGUAAAACUUACUGCAAAAGGUAUCAGAUCCUCUUUGUCUUAAAACUAGGACAUUUGUGAAAGAUUAUAAAACUUUUUUAGACAUACGGCCAAAUUCAUUGCUGAUUUCUACUCCAUGUAAUCCAGGUGAAGUCAGUGGGGAUUUAUGGACCAUAAAUCAAUGCAGAAAUAAACCCUUAAUUUAAAAUUGUGUAUUAAUUAAUUUUGCUAAGCACUUUGAAGAUGAAAAGCACUUUUUAAAUGCAAAGUAUUAUUUUUAGUCAUGUUUAUUGCAGAUACUAAAAAUAAAUAUUACUAGUUUAUAUAGCUAAUUAUUUAAUGCAUUCUGCAAAAUUGUGUCUACAUAAUAUACCAAAUUAUUGAUGAAUGUGUUAUAAACUUUUAUCUAAAGAUUUUCCUACAUUCAAAUUUUAAAUCUUUCCCAAAUGUUAUUCAGAAUUGUGCAACCUGAAGUCUACAUUACUGAAAAAAUGCACACUGUGUUAGGAAAUGUUUUCAAUUUGAGUAAGAAAGUUACUCUGAAUAAAAUAAAAUGGAAACCAGGUACACUUAAAGUAUUAUCUAGUUAAUGUUAAAGACAAAUAAAUCAAAAAUUCAUUUUGUUGA